Bactrocera tryoni is the source of this 2133-nucleotide messenger RNA. RefSeq lists its product as uncharacterized. Gene Ontology annotation, molecular function: mRNA binding. Gene Ontology annotation, cellular component: nucleus. The record is from RefSeq and is a predicted model, not a curated record. Bases 1 to 2133 code for a protein of 710 amino acids. The transcript has 5 exons. Lineage: Eukaryota; Metazoa; Arthropoda; Insecta; Diptera; Tephritidae.
AUGGAGUACACGGUAGCCAACGGGUCCUAUUUUGGGAGUAGUGAAACAAUGUGUACUCCACUACAUAUUAUAUACCCGUUACCAACUCCGGUCGCUUCUGAUAACUUUGAUGGAAGUAAUUAUACAAAUUUACCACCGAUUUCUAGUCCACCUUUGCGUAAUGACGCCAAUUACCAACAACAGUAUCAACCAUUUAGCCUCAUGCAAAUGAACGGACGUAAAGUGCUUGGUCCACCAGAGGAUUGGCAAGGUUCUCCCCCGUCAAGUGCAUGCGAGCUUUUUGUACGUCGAAUUCCACGAAAUAUAGACGAACAGAGACUUAUACAACCAUUUUUACGUUUUGGACAAAUAUAUGAAAUGCGUUUGCCGAUGGAUUUUAAUCAGGCAAAUCGUGGUUACGCAUACGUCAGGUACACCACUGAGGAGGAGGCAAAUUGUGCUAUGGAGGUGCUGAAUCAUUUUUAUGUUGCACCUCAUCGUAAGUUGGAGAUUUUACAAUCGUAUGAAAAGUGCUGUUUAUUUGUGAGCAAUAUACCGAAAUAUUUGGAUGAAAUAGAGAUCGAAGAAAAGUUACGAACCGUGUUUCCAACUAUGGAACGAAUAUAUAUCCAAGUAGGCAAUUCAGGUAAAAAGAUUAUUGGGGAUCACGGCAAAAACGAUGAAGUCUGUAAUCAAGAAAUGAGAGGCACAAACAACGAUUGUAAGAACCGUGGAUAUGCUGUCAUUCACUUCCCGUCACACCUAGAAGCUUUAGAAGCGAAGAAGAGCACAACACCAGGUGUGAUUCGAAUGUGGAACCGUGACUUAAAAGUUGUUUGGGCAAACACUGAACGCGAUACUGAUACGUCGAAAUCGAAUAAAACACUUUUUGUUCGAAAUGUGGAUCUUUGCAUUAACAAACGUGACAUUAUGGAUAUGCUUGUGAAAUUCAUUCCACGUCAGGAGAUUAGAAAAGUUACGAAAGUUCGGACAAUCGCAUUUUGUGAUUUCACAACUCGUGAGGCGGCUGAAAAGUGUUUACAAGAGUUACAGGGAACAAUAUUACAAGGCCAAUGUCUCAGUAUUGAAUGGGCUAAACCAUCGGAAAAGCAAUCUUUGCAUCGUAUGUGUAGGACAGAUUUCGAUGCCAUGCUUCGUCUUAAAUGCAUAGCCAACUGCUGGCAAAUACCAGUCAUAAUUUUCGGCACCUACUUCGAACGUGAAGAUCUUCAGUACGGCGCGGUCAUGAUGCGGAGCGCAGUUGGUACAGCGCGGUCUAUUUUCUGCGUACUCCAGUGCCAAGAACUUGUUGACAUACAUUCGCGUAUAUGUGAAGUGGUCUGUGUUUUAUUGGAAACGAUUGGAACUUUUCCAGACUACAACUACUUCUUCUUUGUAGAAAGUGACAAUGCACAUCUUUUGGGAAUAGUGACAAAUGACUGCCAUUCAGUGAGCUUCAUCGCAUCUCAUCAAGUACCCCAAAAUAUGCAUUUCGAUUUAAAUGAGAUUAUCGACAUGAGUUUGGCCAUUUCGAAUUUGGCUGCCGUUGAAGAAGAUGUACUACUUCAGGCUUAUCAUGAGAGUUUUCAUUUGCCCACCACCGCAACAUACUUACCAAAUUUGGUAAUUUCUGGCUAUCGAAUUUUCGGCACAAUUUUUCCCAAAUACCGAAAUAAACCACCGCUAGCUCACAAUCUUAACGAUACACAGAUAGUAUUAGCCCUAUGCUAUUUAAUGACCGGCACAAAUACAGUGUUGCCUAGCCGACCUUAUAUUGCCUAUCCAGUAUCCUCAUUCGAUAAUGGAUAUGAAAGAUUACGAUUCGUCUCACUUAAACUCUUGCCCAUUGCUGUCACGCAAUCACGUUAUUUGGUGCAUCAGGCGCUCAACCAUGUGCAAUUUGGUAAUGUGCACAACUUUCACCCAGCGCAACGUUUCAAAACCCGUCCGCUAUGGAUCACAGGCUGUUCUUACGCCAAAUCACUUAAACAACCCACACCAGCACAAAUAAUGCAUGUGAAUGAACAAGGAGCUCAAGAUCAACAAUAUAACAAUAUAUCUGGCAGUGCUUAUAUGCCAUCUACUUAUGCCUCUUCUAGCGUUUUAGCGCCAAUAUCUAAAGAAUCAACUCGGACGACUUUCGGAGUCAAUUGA